Molecule: messenger RNA, 1650 nt
Organism: Verticillium alfalfae VaMs.102
Lineage: Eukaryota; Fungi; Ascomycota; Sordariomycetes; Glomerellales; Plectosphaerellaceae
Product: quinate permease
Exons: 4
Coding region: 1-1650 (549 amino acids)
Biological process (GO): carbohydrate transport; transmembrane transport
Cellular component (GO): membrane
Molecular function (GO): carbohydrate:proton symporter activity
Source: RefSeq, a predicted model, not a curated record
AUGGCUGUCAUCAGCAACGCGCCCAAGACUGCGGCUCAGGAGCGUACUGAGCUCGCUUUCGAGAACCGCUGGAAGACACUCAAAAGCAAUCCCAAGAUUAUCGUCAUUGCUCUAUUCGCAUCCUUUGGAGGCUUUGAAUAUGGUUAUCAGCAGGGUGUUCUCGGGCAAUCCUUUGUCAUGACGCGAUUCAUUGACAACUUCCCCACUGUUGUUGAAUCGUCCAGCGCCAAGGGCUGGUUGACCUCUGUCCUUCAACUUGGGGGUAUUCUCGGCUCUGUGACAGCUGGAAUCUUUGGCGAGGUCUUUUCCCGCAAGUACACCAUGUUUUCGGCCUGUCUUUGGGUCAUCCUUGGUAGCUUCCUCUACACGGGGGCGUCCUUCCACAAGCCCGAGAUGCUAUAUGCCGGCCGUUUCUUUACCGGUAUCGGCGUCGGAACCUUCAGCGGUGUUGGACCCCUUUAUAAUGCUGAGCUCUCUGCUCCUGAGCUCCGUGGUUUCAUCGUGUCGUUCUACCAGUUUUGCACCAUUCUCGGCAUCAUGCUCUCGUUUUGGGUUGGCUAUGGCAGCAACUACAUUGGCGGAAUUGGCGAAGGUCAGACUGAUCUCGCGUGGCGCCUCCCUUCGUACAUCCAGGGAGUUCCCGCUGUCCUCUUGGCCGUCGGUAUCUGGUGGCUUCCUUUCUCUCCUCGCUGGCUCGCCAAGCAGGGCCGCGACGAAGAGGCUCUCAAGACUCUCUCCUACCUUCGCAACCUACCCGAGAGCGAUGAGCUUGUUCAGACGGAGCUGAAGGAAAUUCAGGCUGAAGUUCUAUUCGAGCAGCGCGUUUUUCAGAAGAACUUCCCGGGUCUCGCCGAGAAGAACACCAACGUGCUUCGCAGGGAGAUGGCACAGUACUGGCAGAUCCUGCGGAACUGGGACCACUUCAAGCGAGUCGCCACGGCAUGGCUCGUCAUGUUCUUCCAGCAAUGGAGCGGCAUCGAUGCCAUCAUUUACUACUCUGCGGAUGUUUUCCAGAGCCUCGGCCUGACUGGCGGGACCCUGGCUCUCCUCGCAAGCGGUGUGACGGGCGUCAUCUUCCUCAUCUCGACCAUUCCCGCCAUGCCACUCAUCGACAAGGUCGGUCGCAAGCCAAUGCUCAUUGUCGGUUCGAUCGUCAUGUGGAUCGCCAUGGUCAUCCCCGGCAUUAUCGACGCCAAGUUCAACGACAAGUGGGCCAGCAACCCUGUGGCCGGCUGGGUCGCCGUUGUCUUUGUGUGGAUCUACGUCGGCGCCUUUGGUGCUACCUGGGGACCUUGCUCGUGGGUUCUCAUCUCCGAGAUCUUUCCCCUGUCCAUCCGCUCCAAGGGCGUGUCUAUUGGCGCAUCGAGCAACUGGCUCAACAACUUUGCCGUGGCGUUUUAUGUGCCCGCCAUGUUCGCCGGCUGGGGGUGGGGAACGUACAUCUUCUUUGCGGUCUUCCUCGGCGGUGGCAUCAUUUGGGUUUGGUUCUGCCUGCCCGAGACGAAGGGUGUGACGCUGGAAGAGAUGGACAAGAUCUUCGGGAGCCGCACGGGGGCUGAGGACGCCAUUAUCCUCCAGCAGGCGCGUGCUGAUGUCGGCCUUGUAGAUGAGUACGUUGAGCACAGCGCCUCGGAGAAGAAUGCUGUGUGA